AUGAAGGAAGACAAUAACAUUGGCUAUGCUUUCCAUCAAUAUUCACAUUCCGCAGGCGAAUCUCAAGGUGGUCAUGCUGUCAAAAUUAUUGGAUGGGGAGUAGAGAAUGGUGUCAAGUAUUGGCUCAUUUCGAAUUCGUGGAACACUGACUGGGGAGAAAACGGAUUGUUCCGUAUCCUGCGAGGAAGCAACGAGUGCGACAUCGAAAAAUUCGUGGUUGCUGGUCUUCCAAAACUUUGA
Strongylus vulgaris is the source of this 240-nucleotide messenger RNA. NCBI's taxonomy places the organism in Eukaryota, Metazoa, Nematoda, Chromadorea, Rhabditida, Strongylidae. The record is from the annotation of a GenBank genome assembly.